Messenger RNA from Cucurbita pepo subsp. pepo (vegetable marrow), 1205 nucleotides. Lineage: Eukaryota; Viridiplantae; Streptophyta; Magnoliopsida; Cucurbitales; Cucurbitaceae. The record is from RefSeq and is a predicted model, not a curated record.
AGAACGGACGUAGGCUUCUCACCACGAUUCGGAGCUCCGGACUGAAUAUUUUACGGCGAGGGAGGUUUGUCGGCGAGCUGAAUCGUCAGCUCCGGAAAUGGUGAAAGCCAUAAGGGUUUAUAAGCUUGGUGGGCCUGAGGUUCUUCAAUGGGAGGAUUUGGAUAUUGGAGAGCCAAAAGUGGGGGAGGUUCGAGUUAGAAACACGGUGAUUGGUGUAAAUUUUAUUGAUGUAUACUUCAGGAAAGGAGUUUACAAGGCUGCUACCAUGCCCUUUACUCCAGGCAUGGAAGCUGUUGGGACGGUGACAGCUGCGGGCCCUGGAGUAAACGACGUGAAAGUUGGAGACCUUGUUGGUUAUGCUGGUAACCCAAUGGGCUCAUAUUCUGAAGAACAGAUAAUCCCUGCAGACAAAGUUGUUCCAGUGCCUACCUCGAUUGAUCCUACAGUUGCAGCAUCUGUACUGCUGAAGGGUAUGACAGCUCAAUUUUUAGUCGGUCGCUGUUUCAAGGUUGAACCUGGACAUAUCGUCCUCGUUCAUGCAGCAGCGGGUGGAGUUGGAUCCUUGUUGUGUCAAUGGGCUAACAAUCUUGGUGCCACUGUCAUUGGAACUGUCUCAACAAAAGAGAAGGCAGCUCAAGCCAAGGAGGAUGGAUGCCAUCAUGUUAUUAUCUAUAAGGAAGAGGAUUUCGUUGCUCGUGUUCGCGAGAUAACUCGCGGAAAUGGUGUUUCAUGAAUUUUUUCCUCUUUCAAUGAACAGGGAUCGUUGGACUGUCUUAAAACUCGCGGCUAUAUGGUGAGUUUUGGACAGUCAUCAGGAACACCAGACCCAGUUCCACUCUCUGCACUUGCAGUAAAAUCUCUGUUCUUAACGAGACCGAUCCUAAUGCAUUAUAACUUAACUCGAGAUGAGCUGUUGAAGGCUGCACGAGAGUUAUUUGCAAACAUCGAAUCUGGUGCUCUACGGGUUCGUGUUAAUCACCGAUAUCGUUUAUCUCAAGCUGCACAGGCGCACGCUGAUCUCGAGAAUCGGAAAACAUCAGGGUCAGUUGUUCUUCUUCCUUAAAAGUACUGUCUUUGGAAAUAGUUCUGUACUCUGUAGUAUAAGUCUUUCAAGUUGGUUUAUGCUGUUGAUAGACAAAACCGUCUCUCUUUGAACUGGUUCUAUACUGAAUUUAUGUGCUUUGAAUAAAAAUAUAUAUUAACUU